UUUGUUGCAGGUAGUGAUGAAAUUAAGAACAAGAGGGACCAUGAUAAAAUCCACACAGUACAGAAGCCAUAUAAACAUUUGGAGCAUGGAGAGAGCUUCACUCAGCACUUUAUUUCCAUUUCACAUCAAAUAAAUCCCUUUGGGGGGAAACCCUAUCAGUGCUUGGAAUGUAGAAAGAACUUUAGUCGGAAGGAUAGUCUGACUUCCCAUCAAAGGAUUCAUAGAGGGGAGAAACCAUAUCUGUGCAUGGAAUGUGGAAAGAGCUUCACUCAGAGUGCCCAUCUCACUUCCCACGAAAGAAUUCAUACAGGGGAGAAACCACAUCAGUGCUCAGAAUGUGGAAAGAGCUUUAGUGUGAAGUCAAAUCUCACAGCCCAUCAAAAAAUUCAUAUCAGGGAGAAACCGUAUCAGUGCAUGGAAUGUGGAAAGAGCUUCACUCAGAGUGCCCAUCUCACAUCCCAUCAAAGAAUUCAUACAGGGGAGAAACCAUAUCAGUGCUCAGAAUGUGGGAAGACCUUCAGUAAAAGGGCUCAUCUCACUUCCCAUCAAAUAAUUCAUAUGGAGGGGAAACCCUAUAAGUGUUUGGAAUGUGGAAAGAGCUUCAGUCAGAGUGCCCAUCUCACUUCCCAUCAGAGAAUUCAUACAGAAGGGAAACCACAUCAGUGCUUAGGAUGGGGACGAAACUUCACAGUGAUGUCCAAUCGCACAGCCCCUCAAAAAAUUCAUACAAAGGAGGAACUAUUUUAUUGCUUGGAAUGUGGAAAGAGCUUCCGUCAAAGUGCCCAUCUCACUUCCCAUCAAAGAAUUCAUACAGGGGAGAAACCGUAUCCCUGUUCCAAAUGUGGAAAGAGCUUUAGUGACAGGGCAAAUCUCACUUCGCAUCAAAGAAUUCAUACAGGGGAGAAGCCAUAUCAGUGCUUGCAGUGCGGAAAGAGCUUCAGUCAGAGCAACAAUCUAGCUUCGCAUCAAAGGAUCCAUACAGGGGAGAAACCGUAUGAGUGCUUGGAAUGUGGAAAAACCUUCAGUCACAGCCACCAUCUCCUUUCCCAUCAAAGAAUCCAUACAGGGGAGAAACCAUAUCCUUGCUUGGAAUGUGGAAGGCGCUUUAGUGACAGGGCCAAUCUCACUUCGCAUCAAAGAAUUCAUACAGGGGAGAAAAUAUAUCAGUGCUUGGAAUGUGGAGACAGCUUCAGUCGUAAGAGAAGUCUCACUUCACAUGAAAGGACUCAUAGUAGGGAGGAACCAUUUAGAGGAGAGGAAAUGAAGGCGGGGGGAGGGUCCUCCCGAGCAAGAACCCCUCUCUUCCUGCAAGGGGCGGGGUGUGGAGAGGUGGUCUUUUUCCUGCGCAAGCGCUGUGUCGGGGGCGCCUCCUGGGACCCGAAGUUGCUAGCCCCUGUUGGCAGAAGACCAAGGGGUUCGUUCCAAUCUCUUGGAAGCUUCCUGAGAGCCCAGAUGGAUGAGCAAGACUCAGCUGGCCCUGAAGCAGGAAGAGGUUAUGCUGUCCAAACUGGGAGCAGUGGGGGAUUCUGGGAAAACUCUGUGAAGAAGAUCCUGGGUGAGGAGGACACUCUCUGCUCAGAUUUGCAGAGCCAGCAGUUCAGGCAGUUCUGCUACCAGGAGGCCAAAGGACCCCGAGAGGUUUGCAGCCGACUACACCACCUCUACCGUCAGUGGUUGAAGCCAGAAAGGCACACGAAAGCUGAGAUGCUGGACCUGGUGAUCUUGGAGCAGUUCCUGACUGUCCUUCCACCAGAGAUGGAGAGCUGGGUGAGGGAAUGUGGAGCAGAGACCAGUUCCCAGGCGGUGGCCCUGGCCGAAGGUUGCCUCCUGAGUCAGGCAGAGCAGCAGGGAAAGGAUCUGUUUGCAGAAAGGAGCCAAGAUUCCUCUGAGGCAGAGAAGACUCUGUUGGACGCCAGAGAGAGGCCACUGGCUGACAGAAGGACGAUGGCAAGAGCUCCUCAUCCAUCUUUUCCUGGUGGAGGGGAAGCAGUGGCUGUGGAAGGAAUUCAGGGUCCAGUGUGCUUUGAAGAUGUAGCUGUUCAUUUCACAGAUGAGGAAUGGGCAUUGCUGGAUCCUGACCAGAGAGCUCUGCAUAAGGAAGUCAUGGGGGAGAAUCGUGGGAUCACGGACUCUCUUGCUGGUAAUGAAUUGGAAAUUGGUGAUGAAUUGGAAAUUAACAAGGGAGACCGUGACAAAAUCCACACAGCGGAGAAGCCAUAUAAAUAUUUGGAGCGUGGAGAGAGCUUCAGUCAGAGUUCCCAUUCCACUUCCCAUCAGAGAAAUAAGAGCGGGAAGAAACCAAAUCAGUGCUUGGAAUGUGGAAAGAGCUUCAAUUCCAAGUGGAGUCUCACUUGCCAUCAAAGAAUCCACACUGGGGAGAAACCAUUUCAGUGCCAAGAGUGUGGAAAGAGCUUCAGGCAGAAGGAAAGUCUCACUUCCCAUCAAAGAAUUCAUACAUUGGAGAAACCAUAUCAGUGCUUGGAAUGUGGAACAAGCUUCACCUGGAAGGAAAGUCUCACUUCCCAUCAAAGAAUUCAUACAGAGGAGAAACCCUAUCAGUGUUUGGAAUGUGGAAAGAGCUUCAGUCGGAGCACCAAUCUCACUUCCCAUCAAAGAAUUCAUACAGGGGAGAAACCAUAUCACUGCACGGAAUGUGGAAAGAGCUUUAAUACAAGUGUAAGCUUCCGUCGGCAUCAAAGUAGUCAUCGUGGGGAGAAACCAUUUCAGUGCCAAGAGUGUGGAAAGUGCUUCAGUCAAAAGGGAAGUCUCACUGCUCAUCAAAGGAUUCAUACAGGGGAGAAGCCAUAUCAGUGCAUGGAAUGUGGAAAGAGCUUUUACCAGAGCUGCAAUCUCACUUCCCAUCAGAAGUCUCACAGGAUCGGGACACUAUUCUUUUGGUUGCCGGGAACUGAGCUGGGCUCCGAGAGAGAAGAGACAGAACUUAGCAGAAGGCCAAGGAGUUCCUUCCAAUAUCUUGGGGGCUUCCUGAGAACACAGAUGGAUGAGCAAGACUCAGCCGGCCCUGAAGCAGGAAGGGGCCAUGCCAUGGAAACUGAGUGCAGUGGGGGAUUAUGGGAAAACUCAGUGCAGAAUAUCCUGGGUGAGGAGGACACCCUCCGCUCAGAUGUGCACAGCCAGCAGUUCAGGCAGUUCUGCUACCAGGAGGCCAAAGGACCCCGAGAGAUUUGCAGCCGACUCCACCACCUUUGCCAUCAGUGGCUGAAGCCAGAAAGGCACACGAAAGCCGAGAUGCUGGACCUGGUUAUCUUGGAGCAGUUCCUGGCUGUCCUUCCACUGGAGAUGGAGAGCUGGGUGAGGGAAUGUGGAGCGGAGACCACUUCCCAGGCGGUGGCCCUGGCCGAAGGAUUCCUCCUGAGUCAGGCAGAGGAGAGGAAGCAGGCAGAGCAGCAGGGAAAGAUUAUCUUUGCAGAAAUGGGCCUGGAUUCCUCUGAGGCAGAGAAGACUCCGUUGGUCAGGAGAGAGAGGCCGCUGGAUGACAGAAUGAUGUCAGGGAUACCUCCUCAUCCAUCUUUGCAUGGAGGCAGAGGAGAAGCAGCAGCUCUGGAACCAGAUCAGGGUCUAGUCUGCUUUGAAGAUGUAGCUGUUCAUUUUGCAGACGAGGAGUGGGCGUUGCUGGAUCCUGACCAGAGAGCUCUGCAUAAGGAAGUCAUGGAGGAGAAUUGUGGGAUCAUGAACUCUCUCAAUGGUGAGGAAUCAGAGAUUAAGAACCAGGGAGACCAUGACCAUGUCUACACCAUGGAGAAGCAAUGUAAAUAUUCUGAGUGUAGAGAGAUCUUCUGUCAAAGCUCCCAUUCCGCUUCCCUCCGAAGAAAUCCAUUGGGGAAGAAAUCCUAUCAAUGCCUGGAAUGUGCGAAGAGCUUCAGUUGGAAAGAGAGUCUCACUUCCCAUCAAAGAAUUCAUACAGGGGAGAAACCAUUUCAGUGCCUGGAAUGUGAGAAGAGUUUCACCUGGAAGGAAAGUCUCACUUCCCAUCAAAUAAUUCAUACAGGGAAGAAACCAUAUCAGUGUAUGGAAUGUGGGAAGAGCUUUACCCAGAAAAAAAGUUUCAAAGCUCAUCAAAGAAUUCAUACAGGGGAGAAACCAUAUCAGUGUUUGGAAUGUGGGAAUAGUUUCAGUUGGAAAGAUAGUCUCACUUCCCAUCAAAUAAUUCAUACAGGGGAGAAACCAUAUCAGUGUAUGGAAUGUGGGAAGAGCUUUACCCAGAAAAAAACUUUCAAAGCUCAUCAAAGAAUUCAUACAGGGGAGAAACCAUAUAACUGCAAGGAAUGUGGACAGAGCUUCUCCUGGAAGAAAAGUUUAAUAGACCAUCAAUGGAUUCAUACAGGGGAGAAGCCAUAUCAGUGUUUGGAAUGUGGGAAGAGGUUUCAUAAAAGUGCCCAUCUCACGACACAUCAAAGAAUUCAUACAGGGGAGAAACCAUAUCAGUGCAUGGAAUGUGGGAAGAGUUUCAGUUGGAAAGAUGGUGUCACUUCCCAUGAAAGAAUUCAUACAGUGGAAAAAUCAUAUACGUGUUUAGAAUGUGGGAAGAGUUUCAGUCAGAAAAAGAGUCUCAUGGCCCAUCAAAGAAUUCAUACAGGGAAGAAACCAUAUCAGUGCAUGGAAUGUGGGAAGAGUUUCAGUCGGAAAAAGGUUCUCACUUCCCAUCAAAGAAUUCAUACAGGGGAGAAACCAUAUCAGUGCUUGGAAUGUGGGAAGAGCUUUACCCAGAAAAAAAAUUUCAAAGCCCAUCAAAGAAUUCAUACAGGGGAGAAACCGUAUCAGUGUUUGGAAUGUGGGAAGAGUUUCAGUCGGAAAGAUAGUCUCACUUCCCACGAAAGAAUUCAUACAGGGGAGAAACCGUAUCGGUGCUUGGAAUGUGGGAAGAGCUUCAAUCGGAAGUUCCAUCUCACAGUCCAUGAAAGAAUCCAUACAGGGGAGAAGCCAUAUCAGUGCUUGGAAUGUGGAAAGAGCUUCAGUAGGAAAAAGGUUCUCACUUCCCAUCAAAGAAUUCAUACAGGGGAGAAACCGUAUCAGUGCUUGGAAUGUGGGAAGAGCUUCAAUCGGAAGUUCAAUCUCACAGUCCAUGAAAGAAUUCAUACAGGAGAGAAACCAUAUCAAUGCUUGGAAUGUGGACAGAGUUUCACCUGGAAGGAAGGUCUCACUUCCCAUCAAAGAAUUCAUACAGGAGAGAAACCAUAUCAAUGCUUGGAAUGUGGACAGAGCUUCGGUCAGAAGACCAGUCUCAUAGGCCAUCAAAGAUAUCACAGUGGGGAGAAACCAGACAAUGGCUGUCUAUGAAUUUAAUUUUCAGAGACUUUGAUUAAUAUGUUCAACGCGGACCCUGAGUUCCACUUCUGAAGGCCUUCUGCCAGUUCCCUGAUUGUGGGAAGUGAGGUUACAUGGAACAAGGCAGGGGGCCUUUUUGAUAGUGUCACCCGCCUUGUGGAACUCCCUCUUGUUAGAUGUUAAGAAAAUAAACAACUAUCUGACUUUAAGAUAAGGAAGUUUUUAAUGUU
This is a messenger RNA of Podarcis raffonei (Aeolian wall lizard), 5516 nucleotides long. Its product is annotated as zinc finger protein 850-like. NCBI's taxonomy places the organism in Eukaryota, Metazoa, Chordata, Lepidosauria, Squamata, Lacertidae. The record is from RefSeq and is a predicted model, not a curated record. The transcript has 13 exons. Gene Ontology annotation, molecular function: RNA polymerase II cis-regulatory region sequence-specific DNA binding; DNA-binding transcription factor activity, RNA polymerase II-specific. The annotation marks the transcript as partial. Gene Ontology annotation, biological process: regulation of transcription by RNA polymerase II.